Malaya genurostris is the source of this 649-nucleotide messenger RNA. RefSeq names its product endocuticle structural glycoprotein ABD-4-like. NCBI's taxonomy places the organism in Eukaryota, Metazoa, Arthropoda, Insecta, Diptera, Culicidae. Gene Ontology annotation, molecular function: structural constituent of chitin-based larval cuticle. The transcript has 3 exons. The record is from RefSeq and is a predicted model, not a curated record. The coding region runs from base 167 to 568 and encodes 133 amino acids. Gene Ontology annotation, cellular component: chitin-based extracellular matrix.
CGGUACGGUCUGUAGUACUUCUUGAAAGGAUUUACAUAUAAAUAUAACCGACGUGAACAGAUGCCUUCAGUAGCCCGAUAGUUUUAGCGUGUGUAGAUUCUAGUUGGAAUCUCUUCAGUGUAGGAAGUGAUAAUUGCUUCAAGUGUUCAUUCGGUAAUUAUCGAAGAUGAAAUCAUUUAUUGUUAUCAGUGCAAUACUAGCGUGUACAUUCGCCGCCCCUCAAGGUCCUUUGGAGGAACCAAUUCCAAUCAUACGACAAGAACAGGAAGUAAAUCCUGAUGGAAGCUACCGGUGGAGUUACGAAACUGGCAAUGGAAUCACCGCUGAAGAGCAAGGAUUUCUUAAAAAUCCAGACACCGAGCAGGCAGCUCAGGUAGCCCAAGGUGAAUUUUCUUACACAGCACCGGAUGGCCAGCUGAUUAGGCUGCAGUAUAUUGCCGACGAAAACGGAUUCCAACCGAUCGGAGACCAUCUUCCAACGCCACCACCAAUUCCACCGGCAAUCCAAAGGGCACUGGAGUACCUGGCGAGUCAACCACCAAGUGACGGUACAUCACGGAGGUUUUAAAAUGUAGUCUUUUGCAGUAUAUGUUGCGGUCAACUAAUCUCUAGAAUAAACAAAUACAGAUUUCGAAAGUACAAUAUUGAA